AGGGUACUGCUGGGGCUGCAGCCUGGCUGGGCCUUGACUGGUCUGUACUCCUUACUGCUAAGGUGGAGGUUCCCAGGUUCCUGCAUCCCCUCUCAGGCUCUGUGGGGUGUGUCACAGCUGGUGCCAGAUGCCACCCUGGAAGACUCACUGAGUCUCUGGCCAGAUCUUGUCUUGCUGUAUUAAGGGACCCUCAGGGUGUCCUUUAGCUUGGCUUCAGCUGGCUUUGUGGCUCUUUUGGGGUAACUAAACCCAUGGUAGAGGGAGAUGGGAACAAACCGGAGAGCCUAGGGUAUUUUCAGUACCUCCCCCAGCAGCUGAGACCCUUCAGGCCAUCUUAAGAUGGGCCAGUCCACCCCAGCCAGUUGUAGUGUGUCCCAGGGAUCAGUAUGGGCACCAGGCCCAGUCUACUCAAACUGAAGAAACUUCAUUAUCCACUUGCCUGCUACCAAGCAGACCCUCUCAGCAGCUGGACCUACACAACCGCUGCUGUGUUAGUGUGGCGCGGUAGCCAGCACAGAAGUCUUUGGGAUGCCACAGCAGUUCACUCUAAGUGCUUCCUUCCCACCUACCUUCUGUGUCUAGGGACUGCAGAGAGGGAGAUAUGAGGAUGGGCAGCCAAAAGGGGAGAUACAGGGUCCAAGGACGGGGAGGUUGGAGAAGAUCCGUUUUGGAGGGCCUGCUGGCUGGAGUUGGCUCUGUAUGGGACAGUGUGGACCCAGCUGGGAAGUGAUUUCUAGAAAUGGGGAGGGGAACCUGGCUCAGCUGUGGAGGGGCUGGCAGGACUGGAGAGACAAGGACCAGGGUCCCACCUGCUCGCUCCCAUGACCAACAUGAGCUGGAGCUUCCUGACGCGGCUGCUGGAGGAGAUCCACAAUCAUUCCACCUUCGUGGGCAAAGUUUGGCUCACUGUGCUGGUGGUCUUCCGCAUUGUGCUGACAGCCGUCGGUGGUGAGUCCAUCUAUUCAGAUGAGCAAUCCAAGUUCACCUGCAACACGCGGCAACCGGGUUGUGACAACGUCUGCUAUGACGCCUUUGCGCCCCUGUCUCAUGUGCGCUUCUGGGUCUUCCAGAUAGUGGUCAUCUCCACACCUUCUGUCAUGUACCUGGGCUAUGCAGUCCACCGCUUGGCGCGGGCCUCGGAACAGGAGCGCAGACGCGCUCUCCGACGUCGCCCUGGCACCCGGCGCUUGCCCAGGGCGCAGCUGCCACCGCCGCCACCUGGCUGGCCGGACACCACCGAUCUGGGAGAGGCGGAGCCCAUAUUGGCUCUAGAGGAGGAUGAGGACGAGGAGCCGGGGGCGCCCGAGGGCCCCGGAGAAGACACGGAGGAGGAGCGAGCGGAGGAUGUGGCUGCCAAAGGGGGCGGAGGUGAUGGCAAGACGGUGGUCACUCCUGGCCCGGCCGGGCAGCACGAUGGGCGGCGGCGCAUCCAGAGGGAGGGCCUGAUGCGUGUGUACGUGGCUCAGCUGGUGGUUAGGGCGGCCUUCGAGGUGGCCUUUCUGGUGGGCCAGUACCUACUGUACGGCUUCGAGGUGCCACCCUUCUUUGCCUGCAGCCGCCAGCCUUGCCCCCACGUAGUGGAUUGCUUCGUGUCGCGGCCGACCGAGAAGACGGUCUUCUUGCUGGUCAUGUACGUGGUUAGCUGUCUAUGCUUGUUGCUCAACCUCUGUGAGAUGGCGCACCUGGGUCUCGGCAGUGCGCAGGAUGCUGUGCGCGGCCGUCGGGGAGCCUCAGCGGCGGGGCCUGGCCCCACGCCGCGCCCACCGCCCUGCGCUUUCCCGGCCGCGGCCGCCGGCCUGGCUUGCCCUCCAGACUACAGCCUGGUGGUGCGUGCAGCUGAGCGCGCGCGAGCGCACGACCAGAACUUGGCGAACCUAGCGCUGCAGGCGUUGCGCGAUGGGGCGGCGGUGGCGGCGGUUUCCGCGGACCGCGACAGUCCGCCGUGCGCUGGGCUCAAUGCAACCUCUCGGGGGGCACCCAGGGUGGGCGGCCUAGCUUCCGGAACCGGCAGCGCCACGUCGGGGGGCACCGUUGGGGAGCAGAGCCGGCCGGGAGCUCAGGAACAACUGGCCACUAAGCCCAGGGCUGGCUCUGAAAAGGGCAGUACAGGCAGCAGAGACGGCAAGGCCACCGUGUGGAUCUGAGGGCCCUGCGGAGAGCUCAGGGAGGGCUUGGCAUGAGGAUUCAGUGGAAAUCUUUGUGCCCUCAACCAGUGAUCAGUGAUCAGACCUCGUUAGGGGUCUUUAAAAGAAGGAGCUGAAGCCCCUUAGGAGGUGCUGGCUCAGGUACCUCCCUGCGGGAUAGGAAGGGGAGUGACCAGGGUCUUAUAUGUGACCCCUGAGGGUGUGGGGACAGAGCUGUGUCCUAGGAAUUGACUGCCCCUCCAGGCUAUGCUGAGCAGGGAUGACCCCUCUGCUGGGCCUGCCAGCCCUUCCUUCCAAGGCUCUCUCGCAGCUUCCCCAUAGGAUUGGGGGUGUCUGGCACGAACCUUUUGGGGACUGAGCUUAUCCUCACUGCAGCAGCAGACCGGGUUCCUCUGCAGCGCCCUCGGCCCUUACAGAGCCAGAGAACUCCCAGGUCAGGGACAGGCAGCAGCACUGAUUACUCUCGGCCCUUGGCUCCCCACUUGAGGCAGACUGAGCGAGACCCAAAGGAGGCCUGGACCAAGAACAGCUCCUCUCUCUGAGCUGAGAUCGUUUGGUAUGACUUCCUUCUUAGGGGACAUCCUGGAAGUUCUGUUGUGCCUUGCUGCUUAGAUGCAUAUAGCUGUAGCCCAGGGCUGUGGCGUUGGCCAUGUUGGAAAAUUAGAGCUCUGGGGGGCCUGUCCCUAUCUUCUGUCCCCUUCUCCCUGUUUUAAAGCCAACUUCUAGAACAAAGGAAGUAAAAUAAAACUAACUUUUGUUUACACUCAA
This is a messenger RNA of Mus musculus (house mouse), 2912 nucleotides long. It is a transcript of the gene Gjc2, whose product is annotated as gap junction protein, gamma 2. Gene Ontology annotation, cellular component: connexin complex; plasma membrane; gap junction. Gene Ontology annotation, molecular function: gap junction channel activity involved in cell communication by electrical coupling. The transcript has 2 exons. Gene Ontology annotation, biological process: cell communication; transmembrane transport; cell communication by electrical coupling. Lineage: Eukaryota; Metazoa; Chordata; Mammalia; Rodentia; Muridae. Bases 822 to 2144 code for a protein of 440 amino acids. The record is from RefSeq and is a predicted model, not a curated record.